GAACUCCUACAAAAUUUAAUUAAAGGUAAUUAAUUAAUUAUAGGCCACUGAAUUUCCAAUUACCUCGGCUGAAAAGCGCACCGUCGAAUUUCCGACGAAACUGGAAGUAUAAAACUCUCAUCUUCUCUUUCUCUUCCCAAACUUUCGCUAUCCAACAAACUGACUGCUAAUUUUCAAUACUAAAAAUUUGAACAUUGAACUUUCUUUUUCUGUUUGUACGGAUGAGAAAUGAAGAAGGCUCAAAACGUUGGAUUAAAUGCCAAAAAAUGUAGCAUUAUUAACAAUAAAAAACCCCAAGAUCCUGCCAACAACAACGACAAGAUCAACAAUGGCGAAAAUACCAACAGGAACAGCAGCAACAACAACAACAGCUUCUAUGAACUGUGUGUUUCCUUGAUUUGGUGCUUCGUUUUCUUGUUUUAUUGUGAAGUUUGUCUCAGCGAUGGACAUGGAGAGACUCAUCACUACUCUAAUUAUAAAAGCAUGUCCUCUGAGGCUAAGCUUGUUGGCAAUGGAAAUUCCGGUUUCCAUAACAUCAGUGUUGGCAACUCCACAGACAGCCUGUUGUUAGAGGUUAAUAUAUCAAUAAACGUUAACAUUUCUGCCAUUCAAGGGCUAGGUUCUUCAAACUCUAAUUUCUCGCUUCCUAGGCAUCAAGGGUUGGAAGAACUGGUUUUUAACAUAUUAAGUUUAGGAUACAACAACUUAGUUUGUGAAAUUCCUUGUCGGAUUCCUCAAAGAAUGAACAAAUUAGAGGACCACCAACAUGGAAGGGGUCUAGAUUCCACUUAUUUGAAGCUCGAUGAGUCCCGAAGUACAACAAUAUCAGGAAACGGGGUGGUCGAACAAGUAAAUAUUACCCAUCGACUUGAACCUGAUGGAACGGCUUACAAUUUCGCCUCUGCGGCUAAAGGUGCAAAAGUUGUUGCUCAUAAUAAGGAGGCAAAAGGAGCAAAUAACAUUUUGGGGAAGGAUCAUGAUAAGUAUCUUAGAAACCCUUGUUCUGUAUCAGAUAAGUUUGUGGUAGUUGAACUUGCGGAAGAAACUUUGGUUGACUCUGUAAAGAUAGCAAACUUUGAGCACUACUCCUCAAACUUCAAGGAGUUUGAGUUGCAGGGAAGUUUGAGUUACCCUACUGAUGCAUGGUCCUUUAUGGGGAAAUUUGUUGCUGCCAAUGUUAAGCAUGCUCAGACCUUUGUUCUGCCCGAACCCAAAUGGGUAACUUAUUUGAACCUAAGUUUGGUUAGUCACUAUGGAUCAGAACAUUAUUGUACAUUGAGUGUUUUGGAAGUUUACGGUGUUGAUGCUAUUGAGAGGAUGCUUGAAGAUCUAAUGGUUACCUCUAGCAGAUCUACUACUAAUGAACAACCAUCAAAGAUUAAUUCAACAGAAGUUUCAUCAGUAAAACCUCAAGAUGUUACAGGAAAUGGGAAAAAUGGUAAUGAAGUUGUUAAUGGAAAUGAUUCUUCUGUUAAAGGAAUAGGAAUGAAUGACGAGCAAAAGACCGGCUCCUCAGGGAAGGUUCCUGAACCAGUGGUGGGAAAGCCAAAUAGCAGAAUUCCGGGAGAUUCUGUUCUGAAGAUCUUGAUGCAGAAGGUGAGGUCAGUGGAGGUGAACCUAUCUGUUUUGGAUGAAUAUCUCCAGGAACUACAUAAAAAACAAGGUGAUAUUGUUCCUGAAAUCCACAAAGAAAUAUCAAAAGUUACUUCGCUCCUGGACAGUGAAAGAAAAGAAAUCAAUGAACUAAUUCAGUGGAAGGAAGAAACGGAUAAGCAAAUCGAAGAUAUCGAGUUAUGGAAGGCUGUCUUCUCAACGCAAGUUGAUGAGUUGGUCAGUGAAAAUAGGAUCCUCAGAUCUCUUGUCGAAAAUAUAGAGAAUGACCAGAAAAGUCUACAUAACAAGGAGCUUUCUGUUUUAUUAGUGAGCUUCUUCUUCUUGUGCAUAGCAUUCCUGAAGUUGGUCUCCAAGCGGGUUUUGCUCUCUUUUGGAGCUUCUCAAGGCAAUAAUAAUGUCUCUAGAACAAAUAGAGGCUGGUUGUUAAUACUCCUAAGCAGUGGCAUCACGAUGUUAAUAACUUUGAUCUAGUGAACCGCCUCUAUUUACCCUCGCUGAAGACAAUACAUUGUAGCUAAGGAUCGAGGCGAGUUAGUUGUUGUGAGAAAGCUAUACAGUCAAGUCAUACUGCUUCCUGCCCUUUUUAGUCGGGGCAGAGAUGUAUUAGGUAGAACCAGCAUAAAACUUAUGUAGGAGUAAUUCAUGUGGAUUACAUAUGGUUCUUGUAACAAUAAACCAUCCAUAUUCCAUUUCAUCAUCUCCACUUGAUAGUUGGUAGGUUAAGACAUGGUUGUUACAGGCUGCGAAAAUAGGAUUAGGUAGACUGCCAUUAUAUUUGUAGUAUUUAGCUAAAAUUAGGGUUCAGUUAUACACUUUUGGUUGGAACGAGAAUAUUUUUUCUUCUUAUACAUUAAUACAAGUGCUAUCAUGCAAUAGUAAA
Molecule: messenger RNA, 2494 nt
Organism: Spinacia oleracea (spinach)
Lineage: Eukaryota; Viridiplantae; Streptophyta; Magnoliopsida; Caryophyllales; Amaranthaceae
Product: SUN domain-containing protein 5
Exons: 4
Coding region: 229-2085 (618 amino acids)
Biological process (GO): protein folding in endoplasmic reticulum
Cellular component (GO): membrane; cytoplasm
Source: RefSeq, a predicted model, not a curated record